Messenger RNA from Cladocopium goreaui, 826 nucleotides. The record is from the annotation of a GenBank genome assembly. Lineage: Eukaryota; Dinophyceae; Suessiales; Symbiodiniaceae.
GGCCUUGCUCCUCCUCGCCGAGCACGCGGACGAGAACGGCCUGGUGAUGGCCUCGCAGGAGAUGCAACGCGUGACGCACGAGAAUCCAAAGGUUCUUCAAGCGGGUGAAUUCUUCCUGCGUGCUGCCCUACACUUGUUGCGUACGCCCAGCAUCGCCUGCACUCGCGACGGCGUCGCAGCGCGCCGCGCGGCGAUGCUGGCGGCGCUCCGGGAGGCGGCGCGCUGCGGGGAACACUUCAGCGGCCUGGUGGAUGAGGUCCUUGCGGAGGUCCGCAGCCGCGCCUCGGUGCUGUCCGUCACCGGCGAGUCGCUCGGGACCUUGGCGGCGAUGCAUUCGGACCACGAGGUGCAGAGUGAGAAGACCUCCUUUGCCAUCCCCGGCAUCCUUUGGUUUGUCCUUGCCUACGACACGUUGCCCGAAGCCCUCGCUGCCAGCAGCGCGCUGGGCGGCGCCGCGGCGCCGCGGGGCCUCAUCGUGGCGCUGCUGUUGGCCUGUCGUGAUGGGGUGGGCGAUCUAUUUGCGGACACGCGGAUCCAGCGCCUGCCCCUCUCCUUCAAACCGCUGCUGGGCGCGCCGGUGUUGCGGCUGUGCUCAAAGCCAGGCGCCAGCGAAGUGGCACCAUAGGCAACAUCCAGCCAUUCUUAUAGGUGACAUUCCCAUUGUGCCGGGAGCCAGAAUGAGCCAGCAAAUCCAACUGGAAUGACCAGUGAGGUUGGCUGAGUGGUUGGUACGUGGAUUGUACAGCCGAUUACACAUCAGGAAUAUCAUGGAAUGUGCUCAGUUGCACGUCAUUCAAUCAUUCAUGACGGGGAAGUGGCAGGAAAC